Messenger RNA from Lactuca saligna, 438 nucleotides. The record is from the annotation of a GenBank genome assembly. Lineage: Eukaryota; Viridiplantae; Streptophyta; Magnoliopsida; Asterales; Asteraceae.
AUGGAGUCUGUAGACCAUAUCUAUUAUAGACCACAUCUGCAGAAGAACAGGCGGAACAAACAUUUGCAAUCUGCAAGAAGAAGACUGCAAGAAGAUUUGUUUUUUAAGGUUUGCAGUUUGCAAGAAGACUACUAUUUGUUUUUAAGGUCUGUAGACUGGAAUCUGCGGACCACAUCUGCAGAAGAAGAGGUGGACCAAACGUUUGUAAUAUGCAAGAAGAAGACUGCUUGUUUUUUAAGGUCUGCAGAUUGGAGUCUACGGACCACAUCUGUAAAAGAAGGGGUGGACCAAACAUCUGCAGUUUGCAAGAAGAAGAAUGUUUGUUUUUUAAGGUCUUCAGACUGGACUAAGCGGACAACAUCUACAGAAGAAGAGGUGGAUCAAACGUUUGCAUUUCGCAAGAAGACUGUUUGUUUUUUAAGGUCAACAGACUGCUAA